Molecule: messenger RNA, 1050 nt
Organism: Glarea lozoyensis ATCC 20868
Lineage: Eukaryota; Fungi; Ascomycota; Leotiomycetes; Helotiales; Helotiaceae
Exons: 1
Coding region: 1-1050 (349 amino acids)
Source: RefSeq, a predicted model, not a curated record
AUGGCAGCUAACCAGAAUACGCUACUUGGUGCAAAGCACAUCGACGAGAUCCCUUAUAUUCUCGCCAAUUUGGAUUCCAAGACAGCAAAUAAGUUGACGAAGAGAAUGCCUGCCGUACCCCCACCAGUUAUAUCAGUGAUCGGACGACCUUAUGACGUUCAGCAUCGCUGUCAUAUGGGUCCACAGGGUGAAAGCCCUCGGUACAGAAAUCUCAUUCAACUCACGGAAGAAAGCGGUUUCGCUAUACCUCCUGUUUCCGCGAUAGACACAGCUCAAUCAUCAAGGUUCUAUACGCGGGAACAAAGAGCAAGACAACCAGGGGAAAUGACCCGGAUAGAUGAGCCCCGACAUCAUUUGAUGAAUAACAAUGUAGACUCCAUUAUCCAAAAUCUCGAAUCUAUUCCUCGAGCGGCUUCAUCACAGGAAUUUAAUGUUGCUCACCCCCUCAGCGAUGGUUCCAUCAUGACAACCGGUGAUUCUAUGGGCCAGAACCCGCUGAAUGUGGACCCAGUUACUGGGAAAACUGUCUGGAUCAUUCGCAAUAAUAACAAUGAAAAUUCAAAACCAUCUUCACAAUGCAGCAUGCGUACGAUAUCUGCAGCUGCAAACACUACCACUCGGGAUAUGAAUAUCAUCACACCGAUUAGUAAAAGUGGUGUGUCAACCCCUGUACAAAUGGUAGAUCAGUCUACGCAGACAGAGUUCGAACCCACCAUCAAUCGCGAUCAUGGGCAUUGGGCGGCGCAAUAUAUUUCACACUCUACCCAAACAGAAUUAAAGCGACGCAAUUCUAAUCACUGCCAAGAUCGAGAGGCACAAGAAGAGAGGAUCCAAAGAUUGGAGUCUGAGAUGCAAGCCCUCCGUCUCCAACAAAAAGCUUCUGAUGCCCAGCUUAAGGAACUUCAAGCUCAUCGUUGUACUAAGCAGGGAGGCUACAUUCCUACGAUACCUACACCAGCUGAGUCAACUUAUCUGUCCAACUUGCGAGAGGCUCGUCGCGUUCACGAUAUGGCUGCAGAAUGGAAGCUGUUUCAAUUCUACGACUACUAG